Molecule: messenger RNA, 1332 nt
Organism: Aspergillus bombycis
Lineage: Eukaryota; Fungi; Ascomycota; Eurotiomycetes; Eurotiales; Aspergillaceae
Gene: isn1
Product: IMP 5'-nucleotidase ISN1
Exons: 5
Coding region: 1-1332 (443 amino acids)
Biological process (GO): nucleotide metabolic process; inosine salvage; nicotinic acid riboside biosynthetic process
Molecular function (GO): magnesium ion binding
Source: RefSeq, a predicted model, not a curated record
AUGACCACCCGAUACCGCGUUGAAUGUAUGACGCACACUGGCUCCGCGUCGCACCGUCGCGACCAAUUGAUAGAAUGGGUCAAAGGCCUUCUGGCUGUUCCCUUCGUCCUGCAUUCACAACCUACUGCUGUCUACCAGGAGCACGGCGAGAACCUCAUCGCCAUUGCGGCCGAUACCCAUCAACGUUAUGCGGAGAUCUUCCGAGAUGUUGAGAAUCUCAUGCGCGAUCACAUCCACCACCAAGAAACGGGAGCGCCCGGUAAAUCGAAACUAAAUCUCCUAGUUCCAACCGUUGGCUCCUUCUUCACUCCCCUACCCCUCGAAGACGCCUUCAAGUUCCAGGACGGUCAGCGCUUCAUCAGCCGGCGUCGCUUCGUUGCCCCGUCCUUCAACGACAUCCGCCUCAUCCUCAACUCGGCCCAGCUCCUGGGCCUCUUUCGCACCUCCGGCGUCGAUCUGGUGACCUUCGACGGAGAUGUCACCCUGUACGAUGACGGCGCCUGCCUCACCGACGACAACCCCGUCAUACCCCGCCUCAUCCGUCUCCUCCGGCAAGGCCGCAAAAUUGGCAUCGUCACCGCCGCCGGCUACACUGAGGCACCCAAGUAUUACGAACGUCUCAAGGGUCUCCUCGACGCCGUCCACAACUCGGACGUCCUCACUCCGGCCAACCGCGACGGUCUCGUAGUCAUGGGCGGUGAAAGCAACUUCCUCUUCCGCUACGACCACACCUCCCCGGAUAAGCUUGCCUACGUCCCCCGUGAACAGUGGUUGCUCGACGAGAUGCACUCGUGGCAGGACUCGGACAUUACGCAGCUUCUGGACAUCGCUGAAUCCUCACUACGCGCUUGCGCCAAGAAUCUGAACCUCCCUGUCGCCGUGCUGAGAAAGGAUCGUGCCGUGGGCGUUUAUCCCCUCGAUCGGACGAAGGUAACCCGAGAACAAUGGGAGGAGACGGUCCUGGUGGUCCAAAACACUGUCGAGCGAUCGGUUGUCGGCACUAGACUGCCCUUCUGCGCGUUCAACGGUAUGCCCCCUAUCUGCGCCUUACACCCCCAGGUGUACUGUUCAUGGAAUGCAGGCCUGGCUAACAUGAAUGGUAAAGGCGGAAAUGACGUCUUCGUAGACAUCGGCGAUAAAUCCUGGGGUGUGCGCGCCUGUCAGCAGUAUUUUGGCGGCAUCGACCGAUCCCGUACUCUCCACAUUGGCGACCAGUUCUUGUCGGCUGGCGCCAAUGAUUUCAAGGCACGCUUGGCUUCGACAACAGCCUGGAUCGCUAAUCCGGCUGAAACGGUGCAGCUUUUGGAUGAGUUGGCGAUUAUUGAGAAAUAG